This is a messenger RNA of Neopsephotus bourkii (Bourke's parrot), 2145 nucleotides long. It is a transcript of the gene MOCS1, whose product is annotated as molybdenum cofactor synthesis 1. The record is from RefSeq and is a predicted model, not a curated record. Bases 261 to 2000 code for a protein of 579 amino acids. Gene Ontology annotation, molecular function: metal ion binding; GTP 3',8'-cyclase activity; cyclic pyranopterin monophosphate synthase activity. Gene Ontology annotation, biological process: Mo-molybdopterin cofactor biosynthetic process. The transcript is spliced from 11 exons. Lineage: Eukaryota; Metazoa; Chordata; Aves; Psittaciformes; Psittacidae.
GGUGGCGGUGGCGGUGGCGCAGGGGCACCGCGUUCCUGCGGGGGGCGCUCGGGGCAGGCCCGCGCCGCGCCUGCAGCUCCGGGCCGCCGGUGCGGACUCCCGCCGCCGCGGCUCAGGAAUUGCAAAGCUCAGGAAGAAGACGCUUUCUACUGGAACAUGCUGCUCCCUUCUCUGCUUUUUUGACAGACAGCUUUGGGCGUCAGCACAACUACUUGCGAAUUUCUUUGACUGAGAAAUGCAACCUCAGGUGUCAGUAUUGUAUGCCAGAGGAAGGUGUUCAGCUGACCCCUAAAUCAGACCUACUCACUACUCAGGAGAUAAUCACUCUGGCCAAACUGUUUGUGAAAGAAGGUGUAGAAAAGAUCCGACUGACAGGAGGAGAGCCACUUAUCCGUCCUGAUGUGGUUGAUAUUGUGGGUCAACUGCACAAGUUAGAAGGUCUGAAAACCAUUGCUGUCACAACCAACGGGAUGAACUUAACCAGAUUGCUGCCCCGACUGAAAGAGGCAGGACUGAAUGCCAUUAACAUUAGCCUGGAUACCUUGGUCCCAGCUAAAUUUGAGUUCAUUGUCCGGAGAAAAGGCUUUCACAAAGUAAUGGAAGGAAUCCACAAAGCCACUGAACUUGGCUACCAUCCUGUUAAGGUAAACUGUGUCGUGAUGCGAGGCUUCAAUGAAGAUGAACUGCUGGGCUUUGUGGAUUUCACAAAGGAUCUGCCCCUUGAUGUGCGGUUCAUAGAAUACAUGCCCUUUGAUGGCAAUAAAUGGAACUUCAAGAAGAUGGUGAGCUACAAAGAAAUGCUUGAUACAAUUAAACAGCAGUGGCCUGAAUUGGAGAAAUUGUCCUGUGAAACUUCCAGCACAGCCAAGAGUUAUAAAGUGCCACAUUUCCAGGGCCAAAUCAGCUUUAUCACCUCCAUGUCAGAGCACUUCUGCGGAUCCUGCAGUCGGCUGAGGAUAACAGCAGAUGGGAACCUAAAAGUGUGCCUUUUUGGGAAUUCAGAAGUGUCCUUGAGAGAUCACUUACGGUCAGGUGCCUCAGAUGAAGAGUUGGUUCAAGUCAUUGGAGCAGCAGUGGGCAGGAAGAAGAAACAGCACGCUGGCAUGUUUAACAUUUCCCAGAUGAAAAACCGGCCAAUGAUCCUGAUUGAGCCUGCAUUGGUGCUGUUCCCACUAUGCCAAGAUGCCCUACAGAAUUCCCCAAAUUCAAAACAGGGGGGUCACACAUUCAUCCAUUGGCUGACUUUGAGAGCAAGAUUCCCCAAACAAAUGAGAAAAACAUUAAUGGAAAACAAGCUUACAGGACAACUCUACUUGCCAAGAUCUUGCCCAGAGCAACAGUGGCAUAUAACAACAGGAAUUCUACAACCACAUCUUAGAGGUCCCUGUGUCUUCCAGAAGGACCCAAGCUCCACAUUUGACCCAAAGUGCCUUGAUGCUUCUCCUGUAAGCCAAGUUUCAGUGGACUACCAGUCCAAAGGGGCAAGUCCAGGAUCAGAAUUGGGCACUAUGGUAUCUCGUGCCUCUGACAGCUUAACUCACACUGAUGAAGAAGGACGGGCCAAAAUGGUUGAUGUUGGAGGAAAAUCAGAUUCAAGAAGAAGUGCUGUUGCUGUUGCUGUGGUCCGCCUGGGUGAGAAGGCAUUUGGGAUGGUAAGGCAGAACCAGGUGAAGAAGGGGAACGUGCUGGCAGUCGCCCAGGUUGCAGGAAUUCAGGGAGCCAAGCUGACGAGCCAGUUGAUCCCGUUGUGUCACAACAUCCCCCUCAACCAUGUGGAGGUGUCUCUGAGCCUGGAUGAGGACAGAUAUGCAGUGGUGAUUCGCAGUGCCUGUCAGACCUGGGGGAGGACAGGAGUGGAGAUGGAAGCUCUAACAGCUGUCAGCCUGGCUGCCCUAACUGUGUAUGAUAUGUGCAAAGCAGUUAGUCGUGACAUUGUGAUUGAAGAGGUGAGGUUGCUUAGUAAGACAGGUGGCCAGAGGGGAGACUUCUCAAGAGUUUAGAUCAUACCCAGACACCUCAAUGUGACUACUGCUCAUGUUUGGCCUUUUACAGAACUACCUUUGCUUAGCUGGUAGGCUUGGAGACCUCAGCAGGUGUACCCUACAGCAACCCAAAAACUCGAGUUUGCCUUACACUGUCAGCUCA